GUAUAAAAUCGUCAUCAGAUCUUUCGCUUUCAUUCAGUCUCAUAGUAGUAUUAUCAUAUUUGUUUCUCCAGGGAAUUCCUCUGAGGUGCGUCCCCCAACUGCAGCUGCGUGCGUUUCCUGGGCGAGUUUUUUGUUGGUGUGUGUGCGAUUGAAGGAAGGAGAAGUCAAUGCAGUAGCUCUCUGAGGUUUCGAUUGCGGUAUACUUGCGCGGUGCUGAUUGUAGCUGUUUGAGUGAAGCUGUAUCGGCUACCUUUGGCCUCGGUUUCUGAACUCUGGUAACAUGUCAGGCUUAGAUGUGUUCGACGAGACAAGGGAGAGAAAAGCAGAUUAUGAGAAUUCUGAAGAUGAAAGAAGGAGAUCCAAGAUUGGAGCAUUAAGGAAAAAGGCUAUAAAUGCUUCAAACAAGCUUACUCAUUCUCUCAAGAAAAGAGGGAGAAGGAAAGUUCAUUUUAAAGUGCCAUCCGUUUGCAUUGAGGAUGUUCGAGAUGCAAGAGAGGAGAGUGCUGUCUCUGAACUGCGUCAGAGACUUCUAGACACGGAUUUUUUGCCUGUUAGACAUGAUGAUUACCAUACUUUGCUUCGAUUCUUGAAAGCAAGAGACUUUAAUAUUGACAAGACGAUCCAAAUGUGGGAGGAAAUGCUCAACUGGAGGAGGGACUAUGGAACUGACACUAUAUUGGAGGACUUUGAAUUUGAGGAGCUGGAAGAAGUUUUGCAAUAUUAUCCCCAAGGAUAUCAUGGAGUUGAUAGAGAAGGCAGACCUGUUUAUAUCGAAAGGCUUGGAAAAACCCAUCCAAGUAAAUUGAUGAAUGUGACUUCCAUUGAACGAUACCUAAGAUAUCAUGUUCAGGAAUUUGAGAAGGCCCUGCAUGAGAAGUUUCCUGCCUGUUCCAUUGCAGCAAAGAGGCGUAUCUGUUCAACCACCACCAUAUUGGAUGUACAAGGACUGGGGAUAAAAAAUUUCACAAAGACUGCUGCGAAUUUGCUGGCUUCCAUGGCAAAGAUUGAUACUAAUUACUACCCUGAGACGCUCCAUCGCAUGUACAUUGUUAAUGCUGGACCAGGAUUCAAGAAGGUUCUUUGGCCAGCUGCACAGAGAUUUUUGGAUGCAAAAACUAUUCCUAAAAUUCAAGUAAGUAUAUGCAUCAUUAUGUAUUUCCAUUUCUUCAUUCUUUGCAGCUUCACUUGGUCUGAUAUAUGCUAUCUAUCUGUAUGGCAGGUUUUGGACCCGAAAUCUUUGAACAAGCUAGUUGAAGCUAUUGAUCCAUGUCAAUUGCCAGACUUUUUGGGUGGAUCAUGUGAUUGUGAUAUUGAAGGAGGUUGCCUUAGGUCUAACAAGGGCCCAUGGAAUGAUCCUGAAAUAAUGAAGGUUGUUUAUAAUACAGAAGCAGCUUAUGCAGGGCAGCUUGCUAAAACAGCCAGCGACUCAUAUUUCAUGUACAACACCGAAGCAGCUCAAGCGAGGCGGAUUGCUAAAACAGUCAGCGACUCUUAUGUUCAAAUGAGGUUCUUGCAGGAGAGAUGCAGGGAUCCAUCUGAGGCAGGUUCUGAUGUUAAUGGCACCCGCCCUCCAAUGAAAAAGAAGACCUCAAAGAUUUCGCGGCUGGUCCCUGUUCAAGAAGAUGCCAGUCUGGACACUACACCUUCCAUGGAACAAACACCAGAUGAAUGCAUCUACUACAGCUGUGACGAGCAUUUUGAUCCCAAGGAUGAAGAUGGGGGAGAUACUCUACAAGACAAAAACAAGUCUUUAUUAAACGAUGCAGGAUCAAUCAUGGAAGGUGCUCUAAUUAUGUUCUGGUUGGAUAAGGUUGUGAGGAGCUUCCGAAAUGUACCAAGAAAAUUAAAAUCAAUUAUGAUCAAGCUUCAUGCUCUUCUUCGAAGCAUGCCUGCUGAACAUCGCCACCGUGGUUUGGAAAAUGUACACGAACCUUCAUUCCCCGAGCCAUUAUUAGUUCAUCAAGCGAAAGCAGCUAUGGCCGAAGAGGACAGGGUUCGUCCAUGCGUUCUGCGGCUCCAAAAGCUAGAGAGUUUUCUGGAAGAGCUCAAGAACAAGCCUGCGGAAAUUCCGGUGGAUAAGGAUGAAAUGCUCCAACAAUCAUUGGACAGGAUCAAGAUGGUCGAGUUUGAACUAGAAAACACAAAGAGGGUAUUGCACGCCACAGUGAUGAAGCAAGUUCAGAUUAGUGAGUUGCUCGAAAAUAUGAGGGCAUCUCAAUUGCAGCGAAGAAGAUUCUUCUGCUGAGAGAAGGGGGGAGGAUGAUUUGUUUGUACAUCCAUGGUGUUCUUGAUCUUGAGCAUUGAGACUGAGUGAGUGACUAGGAAGGAUGAAGAAGAAGAAGAAGAAGAAGAAAGAAAAUGCAAUACAGUGGGUG
Messenger RNA from Andrographis paniculata, 2375 nucleotides. RefSeq names its product phosphatidylinositol/phosphatidylcholine transfer protein SFH13-like. Bases 281 to 2245 code for a protein of 654 amino acids. The record is from RefSeq and is a predicted model, not a curated record. NCBI's taxonomy places the organism in Eukaryota, Viridiplantae, Streptophyta, Magnoliopsida, Lamiales, Acanthaceae. The transcript has 15 exons.